Messenger RNA from Cornus florida, 1392 nucleotides. RefSeq lists its product as uncharacterized. The transcript has a single exon. Lineage: Eukaryota; Viridiplantae; Streptophyta; Magnoliopsida; Cornales; Cornaceae. Bases 1 to 1392 code for a protein of 463 amino acids. Gene Ontology annotation, molecular function: RNA-DNA hybrid ribonuclease activity; nucleic acid binding. The record is from RefSeq and is a predicted model, not a curated record.
AUGGAGAUGCCACCGCCGCAGUCCCUCAAACAACUAAAGAGUUUGGUAGGGCGGGUCUCGUACCUACGACGCUUCAUACCAACGCUUACAGAGGUAACGCACGCUUUUGGCACCUUGAUGAAAGGAGGCUCCGAGUUUAGGUGGAAUGAGGAUCAUCAACAGGCUUUUGACCAACUCAAAAAGUUGUUAGCAUCAACCGCUACUAUGAUAGCUCCCCAGAUCGGGGUCCCCCUCAGACUUUACAUCACGUCGACUAAACGCUCCAUAGGAGCGCUUCUCGCCCAGGAGAAGGAUGGCCGGGAAUGCUCUGUGUGUUACAUAAGCCGAAUCAUUCAAGGAGCUGAAGCGCGCUAUUCUCCGAUAGAACGCCACUGUCUAUCUUUAGCAUUUGCGGCCAAAAAGUUUCGCCAUUACUUUUUGGCUCAUACCAUUCACCUCAUCACCAAAUGUGAUCCUUUAAGGUACCUGCUCUCGCGACCCAUUAUCGCGGGAAGAGUGGCGCGCUGGCUUCUAAUGUUGGCCGAGUUCGAUAUCCAGUGCUUCGCACCCCGCGCCAUCUUCAGUCAGGCUAUGGCAGACUUGAUAGCCCAAUUCCCUUCUGGAAACUUCGAGCCAGUGCACGAUGACUUGCCCCAUGACGAGUUCGGGUCGGCCUGUUGCGCGGAUCAAAGCAUGAUGUGGACCCUGUCGUUUGACGGAUCGUCAACCUCCACAGGGGGCGACGCGGGAGUAGUGCUAACACCCGAGCAAGGGAAAGUCCAAAAUUUAUCAUUUAAACUCACUUUCGGAUGCUCCAACAAUACGGCAGAAUAUGAAGCCCUGGUAUUAGGCUUAUUGGCAGCACGGGAAGCUAAGAUCAAGCGGUUGCGUGUCCAGGGUGACUCAAAUUUGGUGGUGAAGCAGUUGGAUGGAUCCUAUGCCAUCAAGGAACUGGCGUUGGCGGCGUACAGAACAAUCAUUCAAAAACUUAACAGUAAUUUUGACAAGCUCUGCAUAACUUAUGCACCUUGGACAGCUAAUCCACACCCGGAUGCCCUGGCAACCUUGGGAUCUAAAGCUGAAAUUGCAGGGAAAUCGGUGGAUAUUCGAAUCCAAAAAAGAGAGGAAUCCUGCUUGCAUGAUGAAGAAUUUGUUGAACGAAGAAGUCAGGAGGACUGGCGAAGCCCGUAUGAAGCCCAAUUGAAAGGCAAUGCAGAAGAAAUUCCCUUGCAAGUGCUCAAAAAUUACACUCUGUACCUCGGAGUGUUGUAUUUUAUAGCACCCGGUGGAACCUUGGCGAGAUGCAUCGGGAAACAGGAGGCCAGUCGAGUUUUGAACGAGGUUCAUAAGCACACGUGUGGCGACAACUCACUGAGCCUGUAUCGAAAAAUACAAAGGCAGGGAUACUACUGA